Messenger RNA from Anopheles nili, 1933 nucleotides. RefSeq names its product regulator of hypoxia-inducible factor 1-like. The record is from RefSeq and is a predicted model, not a curated record. The transcript has 10 exons. Gene Ontology annotation, molecular function: acyltransferase activity, transferring groups other than amino-acyl groups. NCBI's taxonomy places the organism in Eukaryota, Metazoa, Arthropoda, Insecta, Diptera, Culicidae. The coding region runs from base 1 to 1881 and encodes 626 amino acids.
AUGAUGAAUCUGCUGGUGCACGCUGGACUAGUGCUUUCUGUGAGCUUGCAAGCAGUUUUAUGCAGCCAAUUUGAUUUGGAAAGUUACGUUAAAUUGCCGAGAAUAUAUGAGUACGAUGAUUUCGAAACGUGCCGCUUGCGAUACACAAGUUUUGUUUACUGUGUCAGUGUUAGCACACUUACACCUAAUGCAACCAGCGAGCUGUGGAAUAAUAUGACCCGUGACUGGUCUGAUAGGAGGAAUUUUCCUCACGAUCAACUUGAGAGAGGAUUAUGCUUGAAUGAUUAUCACAUUGAAGCUAAGCACCCUGAUGACGCGUCGUUUAAUGUUGCUAAUUAUUUAUCCAAACAAAUCUACGAUCGAUAUGGGCUUUCCAGUCGCACAACCGUAAGCACAUGCUGGACAAGGCAAAGUUUUUCGCGACAGAGAACUGUUGCUGAAAAUAUGUUCAUAUGCAUGGCUUUGGUAUUGCUGACGAUGAUUUUGUUUACUACAUGGAUGGAUUUCAGCACUGGCUCAAAGACGCUGUUUGUGAAAGCAUUUUCGCUUCGUAAAACUGUCGGCGAUCUUACAAAACCAGCGAACUGCAACGCAAUGCCCUUUUUGGAAGGGCUUCGAGUGCUCGGGACGAUGACUAUAUUGAUCGUUCAUUCACAGCUGCCCAUGAUCCGAAUGCCCAUAAAAAAUACGGAAUAUUUAGAAGCGCAAGUAAAUCACGUUAUCUUUCCGCUAUUCAAUUCUGGCAACACCCACAUGAUACAGUUUUUCUUUACUUUGGGUGGAAUGGUAUUUGGUCUUAGUUGUUUCAACCAUUUUGAACGAACUCCUACAUUUGAUGUCAUGUAUUUUGCGGAAAAACUGAUACGAAGGCUAGUCAGAUUGAUUCCAGCAUAUUUCUUCAUCAUCUUUUACCAAGCAACGUGGUAUAAACGAGUUAAGCAAGGCCCUCUGGAGCACAAAUUUUACGAUUACUGUUCGGAAAACUGGUGGACCAACGUGCUGUUUGUGAACAAUUACGUUCUACCAACAAAACCGUGUCUACAGUUUGGGUGGUAUUUGGGAGCGGAUUUUCAUCUGUUUUUGGUUGGAUCCUUGUUGUUAAUGCUGGUAUGGAAAUACCCGCGUUUGCAGCAAACGUUGGUCUCUGGUAUGGUCGCUGCCGCUGUUUUUAUUCCUGGAUACGUUAUUUAUGUUCAGUCAAUUGGAGCAACUAUGUCUUUUGACAUGCGGCACGCACUUGCAGAGCUUCGGACAUAUGACCAUUUUAUCAAGUACUAUCUACCGUCGCACACCAAUAUAAGUGGAUAUUUCUUCGGCAUAAUUGCGGCUAUGUGCUACAAACGCGUUAUCGCUGUUGGAUCUCAAGAUCGCAUUGUAACGGUGCUUCGGAGGGGUUUGCGCCUAUCACUGAUUGUACUUAUUAGUCUAAAUUUGUUCACCAUUGCGCUGCCAACAAUACGAAUCGAUAAAAAUUUCUCUAUAUUUCACGCGAUCUACGGCAGCCUAUUAAAAGCUUCGUGGGGAUUUAGCUACGGUGUACUAUUUCUGUUCCUGGCGUUGAAAAGUAAAUCACAAAUCGUUGACUUGUUAGUACACCCUGUGAUGCAAUUUUUCGCCAAAAUAAGCUACUGCAUCUAUUUAGUACAGUACUCAAUAAUUUAUGGAGUGUACACUAACUUUCCGAUACCUCUAGUAUAUGGUAGCUUCAACUUGAUUUUUUUGACAUCAAGUAUAUUUUUGCUAACGAUCAUAAGUGCAAUAUUACUUCAUGUAGCUGUAGAAGCUCCCAUUGCCCAUAUUGCCAAUGCGUACAUUACCAUGAAAUUUCGGCAGGAAAAGCAAAAUGAUGUUGCACUUCAAAAUCGAUCCAAACAGAGUUAAGCUGAUGGCGCUAUAGAGUGUUGUAUAGCGUUCCAUUCGAUAACUGUAUAGU